GGCGAGGUAUACAUUUUGUGUCGUCUCUUCCUCACACAGCACUGCGUGGUGUCAGAUUUAACUAUAAUCCAGCAGAAAAGUUUCCUCCACGAUGUCAGACACAUCAGAGCCCCACACAUCCAAAGAGACACUGGACGCUCCUCGUUACGAUGUGCCCUCUACUCCGCCACCAUUAUACUCCUACGAAGGACAGCAACCUCCACCUUACUCUGCAGCCCCGGAAAUGUACCCUCCACCCAAAGUCGAGACAAAUUGCAUCAAUCAGCCUACAACUGGGUACGAGUCUUUCGCCGAUAUCUGCCCAGAGGCCUCGUCGGACACAACUCCACUGAUGGCCUCAUCUUCUUUUGAUGACAAGACAGUGAGGAGAGCGUUUGUUAGAAAGGUGUUCAGCAUCCUGACUCUCCAGCUGCUGUUCACCUUCAGUGUGGUGUGUGUGUUCACCUUCUCCAGCGUGGUCAAAGAGGCGGUGCAGACCAACCUGGGGGCCUACCUCAGCUCCUUCGUCAUCUUCAUCGUGGUCGCCUUGGCCCUCAGCUGCUGCAAGUCCUUCAGUCGACGUCAUCCCUGGAACAUCGUUGGAUUGGUUGUGGUCACCGUGAGCUUUUCUUACAUGGCGGGAACCAUCGCCUCCUUCCACGACACCACUGCAGUCGUCAUCACUAUGGCAGCAACGAUGGUCAUUUCUGUCGCAAUCAUUGCAUUCUCCGCACAGACUCGUUUUGAUUUCACUGUUUGGUACGGUGUUCUGCUGAUUCUGGCCGUGGACGUGGUCAUGUUUGGGUUCUUCUGCACCUUCUACUACUCCUACAUCAGUGAGGUCGCCUAUGGAUGUCUGGGUGCUCUGCUGUAUUCACUGUUCCUGAUGAUUGACUGUCAGCUGAUGAUGGGGAUGAUGAGCUACCGUCUGGAUCCAGAGGAGUACAUCAACGCUGCUCUCAACAUCUACCUGGACAUAAUGCUCAUCUUCCUCUACCUGCUGGGGAGGAGAUGAAGCUAAAAUACAUAAAACACACACAAACACACACAGACGGACUGAUACUCCAAAAUGUUUCCAAGAUGAAAAUGUCUAUAUUAUUAUGUAUAUACUGUAACUCCUGUUUUAACUGACACUACUACAAAAACAAAAAUCUGUAUGAAAUAUCGUUGUACUGUAUCUGUUUAUUUCGCAGUGCAUGAUUACCAACAG
This is a messenger RNA of Anoplopoma fimbria (sablefish), 1189 nucleotides long. RefSeq names its product protein lifeguard 1-like. The record is from RefSeq and is a predicted model, not a curated record. Gene Ontology annotation, biological process: negative regulation of apoptotic signaling pathway. Gene Ontology annotation, cellular component: membrane; Golgi apparatus; endoplasmic reticulum. NCBI's taxonomy places the organism in Eukaryota, Metazoa, Chordata, Actinopteri, Perciformes, Anoplopomatidae. The transcript has 6 exons. Bases 92 to 994 code for a protein of 300 amino acids.